AAUUGGAGCAACAUCCUGCUCGUCUUCGUUCCGGCAGGUAUUCUGGCGCCCCGGCUUGGAUGCAGCGAUACUGUCGUAUUCGUUCUUAACUGCAUAGCUAUCGUUCCUUUGGCAGACGUCUUGUGCCGAGCGACGGGUGCCGUUUCAAGUCAUCUUGGAGAGACAACCGGAGCCUUGCUGAAUGUUACUAUGGGGAAUGCCACUGAGGUGUUUAUUUUUCAUGCUUUGCUGCAGCGUCAGUACAUGAUAGUGAGAGCAUCGCUGCUCGGAUCGAUCAUCGUCAAUAUUCUUCUGGUACUGGGACUUGCUCUCAUUGCAGGCGAGCUUAAGUGCCCUGGGCAGAAGCAUAAUGCCACUGCUACCCUGAUGGCCACCGUUAUUCUCAGCCUCACGACCGUGGGUUUACUUAUUCCGGUACAUAUCACCCUUUCCAUCUUGAAGCUUUCGGGCUCUUCCGCUGGGGUAGUACUCCACUUGAGCAGAGGCAUCUCGCUAGUCCUCGUCGUACUAUAUUUCAUAUAUUUGUAUACCCAGCUGCGGGCCCCAAACACAGUUUAUGCCCCUUUAGCAACCUCGACGUUCAAACACCUAACAUCGCUCCCAUUCUUCCUGAAAUUCAUUCCCCCCAUCGCCCUCCUCACCUCGACCAUCCUCCUCUCCCUCACCAGCAGCCUCCUCGUCGACACAAUCGACCACGUCACCACGCACACACCCCUCUCCAAACCCACCGUCGGCCUCAUCGUCCUGCCCCUCGUCGGAAACGCCGCCGAACUCGUCUCCGGGAUCAUGUUCGCUGGCCGCGGACAGAUGGACCUCGCGUUCGCGGUGAGUAUCGGGUCGGCGAUCCAGAUUGCGCUGUUUGUGACGCCGGUCAUGGUGGUGCUGGGGUGGGCCAUGGGGAGGGAGAUGGGGUUGGGGUUUGGCGGGUUUGAGGUGGGUGUUUUGGAGGCGAGUGUAGGUGUGUUCGCGGUGUUGGUUGGUGGGAGGGGGGAUGGAGGGGGCGGAGGGUGGGGGAAGGGAUUGGGCUUGUUGGGGGGAUAUGUUGGUAUCGCGUGA
Messenger RNA from Westerdykella ornata, 1056 nucleotides. RefSeq lists its product as uncharacterized. Gene Ontology annotation, cellular component: membrane. The record is from RefSeq and is a predicted model, not a curated record. The transcript has 4 exons. The annotation marks the transcript as partial. Gene Ontology annotation, biological process: calcium ion transmembrane transport; intracellular calcium ion homeostasis. Gene Ontology annotation, molecular function: calcium:proton antiporter activity. Lineage: Eukaryota; Fungi; Ascomycota; Dothideomycetes; Pleosporales; Sporormiaceae.